AUGAUCGAUCGCAAAGUAUCUCGCUACUAUAAUGCCAUUGCGCAUAUCGAUCAGCAGCAUACAAGCACCUCGCCAGACCUGCUUCGACGCCUUGCCGAGGUCUUCGUCCGUCACAGCGUCCACGACAAUUUCGGCGUCUUCUUGCUGCACCGUCACGGCUCAGUCGCUCCUGACUCUGUCAUGGUCCACACAAGAGACGAUCCAGACACCGACGUAUGCGUCGAAGAAAAGCUAGGAAUGCGCGCGAUAAGCCCUUGCUCGUUCCUGUCAAAUACCCGAGACGAAUUUCUUCCCUUCGAGUACGAGACCCCUCCCCGAGCAGCAGUGGCUUGCCUUCCGAGCGCGGCCUUCCUCGUCGAGCUUGGAAACUUUUUAUGGGAUCAACAGCUACAGAACGUUUUCGGAUUGUGUACGGUGUCGCCACUUGAAAGUCCGUGGAUUGAGAAGGUCGUGGGAGAAAAAGGGGACACAGUUGCUACGCGAAGUCUUCAGAGCAUCAGCACGCGCGACGGCGACCAGGGCGUGCACGACGACAGAGUCGGGAGGUCACAAGAGGACUUAGACAUCUUCGAGUCUCGUGCGGCCGGCAAGACCUCCCUUAUGCGGCCCCGUUGCAUGCAUUCAGAAAUCACGCCUGAGGGCAAAGGCAGUCAGCUCAAGACGUCACGGCCGCUGACCUUUGAGUUCUUUACGCAUUAG
Saxophila tyrrhenica is the source of this 699-nucleotide messenger RNA. RefSeq lists its product as uncharacterized. The transcript has 2 exons. The record is from RefSeq and is a predicted model, not a curated record. The coding region runs from base 1 to 699 and encodes 232 amino acids. Lineage: Eukaryota; Fungi; Ascomycota; Dothideomycetes; Mycosphaerellales; Extremaceae.